Euleptes europaea (tarantolino) is the source of this 1089-nucleotide messenger RNA. RefSeq names its product branched chain keto acid dehydrogenase E1 subunit beta (gene BCKDHB). The record is from RefSeq and is a predicted model, not a curated record. NCBI's taxonomy places the organism in Eukaryota, Metazoa, Chordata, Lepidosauria, Squamata, Sphaerodactylidae. The coding region runs from base 112 to 1080 and encodes 322 amino acids. Gene Ontology annotation, molecular function: catalytic activity. The transcript has 10 exons. Gene Ontology annotation, biological process: response to nutrient; branched-chain amino acid catabolic process.
AGGCCGAGGGGCCCGCCCUGCUGCGCCGCGGGCUUCCGGCCUCGCAGGCACGCGGCCCAUUUCACUUUCCAGCCGGACCCGGAGCCCACUCAGUAUGGCCAGACACAAAAAAUGAAUCUUUUCCAGUCUGUAACAAGUGCCUUGGAUAAUGCCUUGUCCAAAGAUCCGACUGCAGUAAUAUUUGGUGAAGAUGUAUCCUUUGGUGGAGUCUUCAGGUGCACCGUUGGCUUGAGAGACAAAUAUGGUAAAGACAGAGUUUUCAAUACACCCUUAUGUGAACAGGGAAUUGUAGGCUUUGGCAUUGGAGUUGCAGUUGCUGGGGCUACAGCAAUUGCGGAAAUUCAGUUUGCUGAUUACAUUUACCCUGCCUUUGAUCAGAUUGUUAAUGAGGCAGCAAAGUAUCGUUAUCGCUCUGGCAAUCUCUUCAACUGCGGAAGUCUCACAAUAAGAGCACCUUGGGGCUGUGUGGGUCAUGGUGCAUUAUAUCACUCUCAAAGCCCAGAAGCCUUUUUUGCCCAUUGCCCAGGGCUAAAGGUGGUUAUUCCGAGAAGUCCUAUUGAAGCCAAAGGACUGUUGCUAUCAUGCAUAGAAGAUGAAAACCCUUGUAUAUUCUUUGAACCUAAAAUAUUGUACAGAUCAGCAGUGGAACAAGUCCCCGUGGAGCCGUACUACCUUCCACUUUCUCAAGCAGAAGUGCUGCAGAAUGGAAGUGACGUUACUCUGGUGGCUUGGGGCACUCAGGUUCAUGUUAUGAAAGAGGUAGCAGUUAUGGCUCAAGAAAAACUUGGUGUCUCCUGUGAAGUAAUUGAUCUGAAAACUAUUCUACCUUGGGAUGCAGAUACAAUAUGCAAGUCAGUGGUGAAGACUGGACGAUUACUAAUCAGCCAUGAAGCCCCUAUUACUGGAGGAUUUGCAUCUGAGAUUAGCUCCACGGUUCAGGAGGAGUGUUUCUUGAAUCUAGAGGCUCCCAUUUCAAGGGUCUGUGGUUAUGAUACUCCAUUCCCUCACACCUUUGAACCAUUCUAUAUCCCAGACAAAUGGAAAUGUUAUGACGCUCUUCGGAAAAUGAUUAAUUAUUGAUUAAACAGG